UCAGGAACAAUGUGAAACCAAAAAUCAUUAGUCUGGCUCAAAGCAAGGUGAAGGCGUUUCCAGGAAUCGCCAGCAUCCUAAAAUUAAUGGAAGAAGAAACUACAGAUUCUCCCACAAAAAAGACAGAAAUUGAAGAGGAUGGAGCCGUAAUGCUGGUGCAACAACUCCUCAGGGAAAAAACAAACAGAUAUGAUCCUGUGGUCAAAAUCUGUUCAGAUGAUGAAUCAAUUGAUAAGGUGAUUGAAAGUGUUGUGGCACCCAAGCUGAUUGGAUCUGGGCAGUAUGGCUCAAUCACCCCACUCUAUCUGGUAGCUGAAGGAGAGGUUAUUAUAAAAUUUCCCAAUACUGGACUUAUUAAUGCUUUGGUUGUUUUACUUGCAGCCUAUUAUGCCUUUAAUAUAAAGUAUCCUAACAAAGGGAGAAAUUUGUUUUCAUUCAUUGAAGCUACUCUUCUUGGCAACUUUGAAGAUGCCAAGAAGCGUGUUUCUAUUAAUAGAUUGCUAAAAGACAUGGCUUUUUUGUGAGAUGAUUUAGUUUGUUUGUAGCUGCAUGUUUGUGUUAAAUCACAGUUGAUAGAAGAUAUGGUUUGGAAACUUCUAAGACAAAUAAUUUAUAAAACAGCUCAGCUCAAUGUUUUCUGUUCCUCAUAAUGCCAAAUCUGGUUCUUAUUUCUCAUGUGUGUAGGAUAUUUUUGCUAAGCAAAUGGAAAUGCUUUCAUAGUUGUAUAACUUUAAUAUUGACACCUAUAUGUAAGGUACGUUGCACCAAUAAUAAAAUCUGACAUGUCACACUGACAUGUACAGAUCAAAUCCUGAUGCCUAACAAAGAGAAAGUCUCCAAACCAUAUAUUCGAUAUUGUACUGUGCAAAUAAUGUCAACAAUCAAACAUUUUGUUCUUUUAUAGUUAAAAAAUACUUAUUGAUUAUAUUCAUCUUUUAUGCAUGUUGUUGAAAUUUAUAAUGAAUCAUGCAAAGGUUAUUUAUGAACUACAUGUUUUAUAUUUCGAAAGAAGGGCUUAAAUAAAAUUUGCC
Messenger RNA from Dendronephthya gigantea, 1031 nucleotides. RefSeq lists its product as uncharacterized. The record is from RefSeq and is a predicted model, not a curated record. The transcript is spliced from 3 exons. Lineage: Eukaryota; Metazoa; Cnidaria; Anthozoa; Malacalcyonacea; Nephtheidae. Bases 87 to 524 code for a protein of 145 amino acids.